Aureobasidium namibiae CBS 147.97 is the source of this 2934-nucleotide messenger RNA. RefSeq names its product PigN-domain-containing protein. The coding region runs from base 1 to 2934 and encodes 977 amino acids. The transcript has 2 exons. Gene Ontology annotation, cellular component: endoplasmic reticulum membrane. NCBI's taxonomy places the organism in Eukaryota, Fungi, Ascomycota, Dothideomycetes, Dothideales, Saccotheciaceae. Gene Ontology annotation, molecular function: mannose-ethanolamine phosphotransferase activity. The record is from RefSeq and is a predicted model, not a curated record. Gene Ontology annotation, biological process: GPI anchor biosynthetic process.
AUGGCUCGCAUGGGGAGGUUGGGCUUUCUAGCCGUGGCGGUCGCCUUUCACCUCAUCUAUGCCUACUCGAUCUUUGACAUAUACUUUGUCAGUCCGAUCGUCAGUGGCAUGCGCGAGUACAGCGUGGCCCAUCGAGAAGAAGCUCCAGCCAAACGACUCGUCCUGUUUGUUGGCGACGGUCUGCGCGCAGACAAGGCUUUCCAAUACUUUGCCGACCCUUCCCCUGGCGCCGAACAGGAGGCCGACUGGCAAGAACCGCGUCCGCUUGCUCCCUUUCUUCGAUCGCGCGUCCUCGAGCAUGGCACGUUCGGCGUGUCGCAUACUCGAGUCCCUACCGAAUCUCGACCCGGUCACGUCGCCUUGAUUGCCGGCUUGUAUGAAGAUGUUUCGGCCGUCACCACUGGCUGGAAGCUGAACCCCGUCCACUUCGACAGCGUCUUCAAUCGCAGUCGUCAUACAUGGAGUUGGGGUAGUCCCGAUAUCCUGCCUAUGUUCCAAGAGGGCGCAGUUCCUGGUCGCGUCGAUGCCGACAUGUAUGGUGCAGAAGAGGAGGACUUUAGCAAGGACGCUACUCAUUUGGACACCUGGGUCUUUGACAGAGUUGAAGAGCUGUUCACACGCGCCGGUCAAGACCCAGAAUUGAAUGCGCGUCUGAGACAGGACAAGAAUGUCUUCUUUUUGCACCUCUUGGGCUUGGAUACCACUGGUCACUCGUACCGCCCCUACUCUCGCGAGUAUCUGCACAACAUCAAAGUCGUCGAUCAAGGUGUCGAGAAAAUUACUGCCCUGAUUGACCGCUUCUACAACGACGACAAGACAGCCUACGUCUUCACUGCCGAUCAUGGCAUGAGCGAUUGGGGAAGUCACGGCGACGGACACCCGGACAAUACCAGGACACCUUUGAUUGCCUGGGGCUCUGGAGUCGCCAAACCGGUCACUGUGUCUACCGGUCUGGCUCCUGGUCACGAGGAUGGCUUCUCGUCUGAUUGGCACCUGGAUCAUGUCCAGCGCAACGAUGUCGCUCAAGCAGAUAUCGCCACCCUCAUGGCAUAUCUUGCCGGUCUUGCCUUCCCAGUCAACUCGGUAGGUGAAUUGCCUUUGGCCUUCUUGUCGGCCGACCAGCAGACCAAGGCUCAAGCGAUGCUGGUCAAUGCCCAAGAAAUCCUGGAAAUGUAUCGCAUCAAAGAACAUGACAAGAAGAACACUGUGCUUCGCUACAGACCUUUCCCAGGCUUUGCCGAUGACCAGCACUCUCCUGAUCAUCGCAUUGACGCCAUUGAAAAGUCCAUCUCCCAAGGACACUUUGAGCAGGCAAUUCAAGACUCGGAUGCUCUCAUCAAGAUGGGCCUGCAAGGCUUGAGGUACCUACAGACCUACGAUUGGCUCUUCCUACGUGCUCUGGUGACAUUAGGCUACCUGGGCUGGAUGGCCUUUGCCCUUACAUAUGCUCUGGAUCAGCACGUCUUUGACGGCAAGAUUGAUGCGAUUCGAUCCACCACGACCACGACUAUAUUUUCCAGCGUCUUUGUUGCGCUUCUUGCCCUGUUACUUGUCCAGUCUUCCCCGUGGACCUACUACGCGUAUACAAUCUUCCCCGUCAUGUUCUGGGAAGAGGUGUUCGCUCGUCGUAAAGCACUCUCACAGGCCAAGGCAAUAUUUUUCAAGCAAUUGUCUGGCAGGGAUAUGCUGGGUCUCGGGCUUAAUCUGCUCGUCUUUGUUGGAAUCCUCGAGAUCAUGGUUCAAAGCUACUACCAUCGCGAGAUGUACACACUUUGUUACCUCUUGGCCAUCCUUUGGCCAGCUUCUUACGGACUCGGGUUCGUGCGUCAAAACUGGAUCGUCUCUGCUACGUGGGCCUUGGCUUGCGCUUCCAUGAGCAUAUUUACAGUGUUGCCUGCCAUCAAGGUUGAGAGUAUAGGUCAGAUACUUUUGGGUGGUGCGCUCAUGCUCUUGAUCGGUGUCCUGUACAUUGCUUUUGAGAAAAGUCUACUCGUUCCAACAGCAGGUCUCGCUGCGCCAAAAGUUGACCAAACCUCGAGAAUCCUUACAGGCGUCCAAACCGGGCUUAUUGCCUUGGCAAUGAUUGUCACACGUUCCAGUGUCACCUCGUUGCAAGCAAAGGCUGGUUUACCACUAGGUGCUCAGGUUACUGGCUGGGUAGUGCUGGUCUCGUCUCUGGUACUGCCCUUUGCCCACUCGUUCUCGCCCAAUAACCACUAUCUCCAUCGAUUGUUGGUCAUUUUCCUUGCAUUUGCACCAAUGUUCAUCAUCCUUACCAUCAGCUACGAGGGUCUCUUUUACUUUGCAUUGAGCUGUACCCUGAUCACCUGGGUCAGACUCGAGCACCGCAUCUAUCGCUCCUUCACCACACGCACAAGUGGAGUGUCCGAGAUGACCUCUACAGAUCGUGUGACCACUCCCGAGAAGCACGAAUAUCGCUCCUUGACUUUGGCCGAUGCACGCAUCGCCCUCUUCUUCCUGUAUUUGCUACAAUCCGCCUUCUUCAGCACUGGCAAUAUCGCUUCGAUAUCUUCAUUCAGUCUGGACGCAGUGUCUCGCCUCAUCCCCGUCUUUGAUCCUUUCUCCCAAGGCGCACUGCUCAUGAUGAAAAUCGUUGCACCAUUUGCUCUCGUGUCGGCAAACCUUGGCCUGUUGACUCGUCGCCUCAAAUUAAAGUCUGGGGCGUUGUUCGCACUGGUAAUCGCGAUGGGAGAUUGGUUGACGCUGAGGUUCUUCUGGAGUGUGCGUGACGAGGGCAGUUGGCUUGAGAUUGGUGAGAGCAUUACUGUCUUUGUCAUUGCAAGCGCACUUUGCGUCUUUGUUGCUGGGCUUGAAAUGGUUAGUGAGGCCUUUGUUCGUGGCAUCGAGUUUGAUGACGAAGUCCAGGAUGUCUCGGUGAGCAGUGGCAACAUCAAUGGGGUCAAGACAGAAUAG